Molecule: messenger RNA, 2727 nt
Organism: Vicia faba (fava bean)
Lineage: Eukaryota; Viridiplantae; Streptophyta; Magnoliopsida; Fabales; Fabaceae
Source: the annotation of a GenBank genome assembly
AUGGAUAAGUCAUGGAUUAUUAAGCCACAAUCAUCGAUUGCGUAUCAAAAAGGGAUACAAGAAUUUAUUGAUUUUGCAUUUAAAGGUGCAAAAGAAAACGACGUAGUAAUAUGUCCUUGCAAACGUUGCGGUUUCAGAAAAUUAAAGAGUAGGAGUGACAUGUUCGACCACUUAAGUUGGUCACCAUUUCCGCAGGGAUACACCAUGUGGAUCCAUCACGGAGAGUCUUUUGUACGAUCUAGUACUAUCUCCCCUAGUACUACUCCAAGUAUGGUAGAAGAUACUAACAUUGUCGAAGAACCUAUUCAGAACAUGAUCAACGAUGCAUUUGGAGUUUAUGGGAAUCAUGCAAAUGAAAUACCAUCUGCGUCAAAUUUGGAGAUUGAACAAGAAGAUUAUGUGAUGCCAAGAUCAACUCAGGAAAGAACUGAAGCCAAGGAGUAUUAUGAGUUGGCUAGAGAAGGAGAACAACCUUUAUAUGAAGGGUGUAGACGAUAUUCAAGACUAUCUUUUUUGGUUAAGUUGUACCAUAUAAAGUGUUUAUGUGGAUUGAGUGAGAAGGCAAUGACAAUGAUUUUAGAGUUAAUAAAAGAUGCAUUUGAAUAUGCAAACAUUCCAAGUUCAUUCUAUGAAGCCAAGAAAUCAAUCACAAAACUUGGUUUGAAUUAUGUAAAGAUACCCGCAUGUCCAAACGGUUGGUUGGGUUCACUUUCUGGGUGGAACACAUACACAGGACUUGCUUGCCCAUCGUGUAACUUUCAAACUACACCUCUCCGUCUUAAAGCUAGUCGUAAAUGGUGUUUUAUGGGUCAUCGUCGUUUCCUUGAUCGGAGACACAGGUUUAGAUUGAACAAGAUCCGCUUUAAUGGUGAACAAGAAAUGCGGAGUCCACCGAGAACAUUAUCUGGACAUGAAGUUUUUGAAAAGGUUAAAGAUGUUGAAGUCAUCUUUGGUAAAAAGGCAGUGAAAGAAAAAUCAGUAAAAAGAACACGUGAGGAACAACCUAUAGAAGGUGAUAGUACACAAUGUGAUCCUACAAAAGUUGAAGCCUUUUGUGAGACAAUGACUACAACAUAUGAGAAUAGUCGCCUCAAAAGAAUUGCAGAGAAUAAGAAAAAGUUAGCGGCUCUCAAUCUUCCUACACUCUCUCAAUCCCUUCACAAAUCAUCAGAGCCUUCUUCCAAACCAUCACUGUCUGUGAAGGGCCGUUCAAGGUUUGUACAACCUGGAGAGCUUGAAGUAAAUAAGAAGCGCCUACGUUCAAUUACAACUCGCAAAUCAUCAAUAACCCCUCCACCAAUGGAAACUACAAUAACCCCUCCACCAAUGGAAACUACAAUAACCCCUCCGUCAAUCCAAAUUGCAAAAGAUGUUGUGGUAGAAGAUGAGGAUGAAGAUGACAUGGUAGGAGAUGAGGCUGAUGAUGUUGUGGUAGGAGAUGGGACUGGAGAUGUUGUAUUAGGAGAUGAGGCUGAAGAUGUUGUGGUAGGAGAUGAGGCUGAAGAUGAUGUGGUGGGAGAUGAGGCUGAAGAUGUUGUAUUAGGAGAUGAGGCUGAAGAUGUUGUGGUAGGAGAUGAGGCUGAAGAUGUUGUGGUAGGAGAUGGGACUGGAGAUGUUGUUAAAGUGGCUAAAUCUGAGUAUUGGGAUGUAAAUGUCAUUAACGAGGAAGGUUAUGUUUCAAACACACGUUUAUGUGUGAAAGACUUGGUUGCGAAAUCAGAGCCUGAUGGAACAUGGAUAAUACUUGAAUUCAAUAAGAAUGAUUGUGCAGUAGGACCGGCUUCUGGUUUGCUAGCAGGAUAUUUGGGUAUAAUUAUUAUAAUGUUUAGAGAUAUUCCCAUAAUGUUUGAGAGUUGGAAGAAUGUUCCAGCAGAUACAAAAACAAAUUUUUAUGAAUCAAAGAUAAAGCGCCAUUUUCUUGUGGAUGAUGGGCGUGACAAAGAUUUUGUACUUGCUUCUGCUGCAAGGAAAUGGAAGGAUGCCCGACAUACAUUGUUUCACGAAUUUUAUAGAUGGGAUCUCCCUUUGGAGGAAAAUAUUCAAAAUUAUCCAAAAUGCAGAGGCAUUCCUGAAAAUGACUGGGCUGUUUAUGUUCAAUAUAGGCGGAAAGAAAAAACACAGAAAAUAUCCCAAAAAAAUUCCCAAAAUAGAGCAAAAUUGAAGGCUCCGCAUACACUCGGAUCUAAGUCGCUUGCAAGGAAGAAACAUGAGUUGGAAAUGAGAGAUGGACGAACAUACAACAGAGGAAAAAUGUAUGCAGUUUCUCAUAAAAAGCCUAACGGGUCAUUUAUCAAUGAAGAUGCAUACAACAAUAAUAAAAAAUUACAAGCUGCAAUUAAGGAUUCUGUGUCUGAAAAUGAGGCAUUUCAGAAAGUAUUUGGAAAAGAAAAGCAUGGAUAUGUUCGUAGUAUGGGACUUGGAGUUACACCAUCUCAAAUUAAUAGAUAUACGAGAUCGACAUCUUCUUCUGCAGAAAGUGAACAAAUAAAGGAAAUGCAAGAAGAAAUUAAUGCACUUAAAGAAAAGAAUUCAAAAAUUGAUGAAUUAACACAGACAAUCAUAUUCUUAAUGCAAAUGGACAAGGCGAGGACAAAGGAAAUUGAACUCUUAAUGCAAAUGCAGAAUUCUAGUGGAAGACAGGGAUUGGAAUCACCCGCUGAUGGUAGACGUUCAUCUGAGUCUAGCUACCGUAUUGGAGAUAAUGGAACUUCAGGGGGGACAAAUUAG